Messenger RNA from Thunnus maccoyii (southern bluefin tuna), 5603 nucleotides. Its product is annotated as E3 ubiquitin-protein ligase Midline-1-like. The record is from RefSeq and is a predicted model, not a curated record. NCBI's taxonomy places the organism in Eukaryota, Metazoa, Chordata, Actinopteri, Scombriformes, Scombridae. The transcript has 10 exons. Gene Ontology annotation, molecular function: zinc ion binding; protein binding. The coding region runs from base 1013 to 3082 and encodes 689 amino acids.
AUUUAAUUCAAUACUCGUAUUUCAUCACUCAGUGCUAAGAUCGUCACAGAGAGCCAUUAGGGCAAAGUUUCUUUAUUUGUGUGUGCCAAUACCGUUAGCAUGGUUUGUUUUGAAAGCUCUUCCUUGAUGGUGCGUUCAAUAAAGACGACAGCAUCUGAAAUUUUAGAAUCUGCUUUGAAACAGGAAUCUUUUUCAUCCGAGCCCAGUCUAAACUCUCAAAUGUCACUGCAGCAGUGCAAAUGUAUAAAUAGAUAGGGCAACAGUAGGAUGUGGAUGAAACCACAAGAUAAUAGUAGGAUUGGCCUUCAGUCUGUGGUUAAGUUUGUCAGCACCGCUCUCCUUCCCUUUUUGGGUGGUCUAGCAGCAUAUUGUCUUCUUUCUAGUAUAUACUUUCUGUACUAAUUUAGUACUUUACAAUUACACCUUGGUGUUAAUUGGUUUUUUGUGCAUUGAUUCCCUUUUUGCAUAACACUUUGGACAUAGAGAUGACAACAAUGUGUGUGAUUGAGUGUGUGUUUGGGUAUUCCUUAGAAAAUGCAGCCACCAUGCACGCUAUGACUUUGAAGACCUUGAAUCCAAUAAGAGAGGUUUUGCAUCCAAUCACUGUCAUUCUUCCAUAUUCUCAAAGCCAAAGCAGUCCUUACUCUAAACUGCUUUGCCUGAGGGGAAUUUAUAUUCCACAAGCAUCUGUGGACAGAAGUGGAAGUUUCAUAGUCAGAAUGUUGUCGGUUUCUGCUCUUUAAACAUCUGAAAUGUCUGAUGAUAAAACAUACUGAACUUCUUUAAGUAUUCUGUUUAUCUAGUCUUUGAAGAUAUCAAUUUCCCCUCAUUUUCAGUUUCCACGCAGACUUAGGAAAUCCAGCACUUAACACUUUGCCAUUCUUUAGGCCCACUCAGUGGUCUGCUCCAUUGAGAUAUAAGCCCUCCCAAGAAAGCAGUGAGAAACAGCUGAGCGGCUCUCCUGGAUUUCGCUGACGCUGCGCCUGGUCCCGCCUGGCCUCCUCUAAGCAGGAUGGACACUCUGGAGUCAGAGCUGACCUGCCCAAUUUGCCUGGAGCUCUUUGAAGACCCGCUGCUGCUCCCCUGCGCCCACAGCCUGUGCUUCGGUUGUGCUCACCGCAUCCUCGUCUCCCAUUGCGCCACCAACGAAUCUGUUCAGAGCAUCGGCGCCUUCCAGUGCCCCACCUGUAGAUAUGUCAUUUCCCUGAGUCCUGAGCGUGGAUUAGAAGGACUUAAGAGAAACGUGACCUUGCAGAACAUUAUUGAUAGAGUUCAACGGGCCUCAUCUUCAGCUGGGCUCCCUCUACCGCUGCCUUUGCCCGCGCCCCACAGCGGGCCAAACUCUCCCGGAGAGGAAGGGAGCAACCGGUUGGCGCUCGUCCCCGUCAGUGCCGCCAUGUCCAGCCCAGGUACGCCUCCGGAGCCGGUCCAGUGCCAGUUCUGUGAGCAGGACCCACCACAGGAUGCUGUCAAGACAUGUGUGACGUGUGAGGUGUCAUACUGCGAGGAGUGUCUCCGCGCAACGCACCCUAACAAGAAGCCGUUCACCGGCCACCGGCUCAUCGAGCCCAUGCCGGACUCCCAUCUGCGAGGGCUCCAGUGCCUGGAGCACGAGGAGGAGAAGGUGAACAUGUACUGUGUCACUGAUGAUCAGCUGAUCUGCUCGCUGUGCAAACUGGUCGGAAGACACAGAGACCACCAAGUGGCAGCACUGAGUGACCGCUAUGAAAAACUCAGGCAAGCCCUGGAUACCAACCUGAGUAAUUUGAUUAAGAGGAACAACGAGCUGGAGUCACUUAUGGGGAAAUUGAUCCAGACUUGUCAACAUGUAGAGGUGAACGCGUCCCGCCAGGAGGGCAAGCUGCUGGACGAGUGUGAUCUCCUGAUUGACAUUAUUCAGCAGAGGAGGCAGAUCAUUGGCAGCAAGAUCAAGGAGGGGAAGGCACAAAGGCUUCGGAAGCUAGCCCAACAGAUCUCCAACUGCCAGCAGUGCAUCGAGAGGUCCUCGGCCCUCAUCACACAGGCCGAUCAAACGCUGAAAGAGACCGAUCACGCUCGCUUCCUGCAGACUGCCAAGAGCAUCAACGAGAGGGUUUCCAUGGCAACUGCAUCGACCCAAGUGCUGAUCCCUGAGAUACACCUCACCGAUACCUUCGACACCUUCGCCCUGGACUUCACCAGAGAGAAGAAGCUGUUGGAGAAUCUGGAUUACCUCACUGCUCCAAGUGCUCCGUCCAUAAGGGAGGAGUUGUGCACGGCUUCCUAUGACACCAUCUCCGUCCACUGGACGUCUGAUGAUGAAUUCACAGUGGUGUCUUAUGAGCUCCAGUAUGCCAUCUUUACUGGACAGUCCAACAUUGCCAGUCUGUGUAACUCAUUGGAGAGCUGGAUGAUUGUUCCCAACAUCAAGCAGAACCACUACACAGUGCACGGUCUGCAAAGCGGCACCAAGUAUAUCUUUGUUGUCAAGGCCAUUAACCAAGCGGGGAGCAGAAGCAGUGAACCGGGGACUCUGAAAACCAACAGCCAGCCAUUCAAGCUGGAUCCCAAAUCUGCUCACAAGAAGCUGAAGGUCUCACAUGAUAACCUGACAGUGGAGCGGGACGAAACCACGUCCAAGAAAGGCCACAACCAGGAACGUUUCACCAGCCAGAGCAGCUACGGCGUGGUAGGGAACGUCUACAUCGACAGUGGGCGCCACUACUGGGAGGCUCUGAUUGGAGGGAGCACAUGGUACGCUGUGGGUAUAGCCUACAAAUCAGCCCCCAAGCACGAGUGGAUCGGCAAGAACUCGGCCUCCUGGGUGCUCUGCCGUUGCAACAACUCCUGGGUGGUGCGCCACAACAGCAAGGAGCUGGCUAUUGAGCCUUCGCCCCACCUGCGGCGUGUCGGGGUUCUGUUAGACUACGACGCCGGCUACCUGACCUUCUACGAUGCCGUUGGCUCCCAGCACCUGCACACGUUUCAUGUCUCCUUUGUUCAGCCUGUGUGUCCUGUGUUCAACGUGUGGAACAAGUGUCUGACGAUCCUCACUGGUCUACCCAUCCCCGACCAUCUGGAGGGACUGGAACCCCAAGACUGAAAGCUAUAGACAGACAGAAUAAAUCAGCAUAAACUGGUCUUAUCUUAAAGCUGCAUUGGGCAAGAUUUGUGAAAAUGCUCAUCUUUGAACGGAGAACAGAGGAGACACCCAUGCUCUUUAAUUCAUACAAAUCCGCCCUAAUUGUCCAAAUUAAAUUCUUGUCUUGUGCACUUUCCUACUCAGCUAGAGAACUCUCUGUCCAAAGAAACUGAACUCAAAAGUGUUUGAUAUAUUUUUCUUUUCCAUUUGGUUUAUUUUGGCACAUACCAUUGCAAACUAACUAGUCAACAUGAGCAUGUAUGAGCAGAUAGCUUAAAGAUGGAACUCUUUCAAUCCAUACUUGCUACCAUUUGUGCAAAGUUGCCCAGUGCAGUGUAAAAAAGAGAGAAUAUGUGAUGCUUGGGGUAUUAUUUUACCAAGCUUCUCAAAAGUGAUUUUCAGUUAGGGACCAGAAUCUUAACAAGCAUAGUUUAUUAUAGUUUAUUAUGAUUUCUAAAAGCAAAUAUGAUGCUGGUUCGUGUUGUCUUUGACUCUUAAAGGCUUAGUGAAAAACCUGUUCUAGAUGGAUGACACAAGGUUGGAGUCGAUCCAGAGGAAACCAGGACAAAUGGACAGUGUUGGACCAGAAAUUCCUACUCUAAGGCACUUUGGGCUACGAUGGACAUGUUUGUACCAUGGCAACUAGGAAACAAGCCACAAGUCAGUUUCUAAUUUUUUUCUUUUUUUUUUUGAACACCACGUUAUCAGAUGGAGCACUUUGAAAAUCCUUGAAAUUAUCCACACAUACUUACACUACAGACACACAAACACAAUCAAACAUGUGCUAAUACACACACCACUAUAUACUACUUAAAUUAAUCACAGUUUCUGGAACAAGUGGUAUACAGGUGUAUAUUUUGUAAAUUCAUCGCAAUCCCCACCCACCCACCCACCUAUGUUUUCCCUUGUUCAUUAAAAAGGAACCAAAGUAGCCAUUGCUGUCUGUUCAGAUGCAUUUACAUAAAUUUUACUCUAAGUUAAUAAAUGCAGAAUUUUUUUAAAAAAGUGACAGAGAGGAAAUAGCGUUAUGCUAGUAUUAACUGCAGGAGUCCCAUAAAUGUAGAUGACGUCCUUGUUUUUGCACAUUGUUCAUACUUUAUUCAUGGUUUUGUAGAAAACGCCUAAAUAUCUUAACUCAUUUUGUGCAAUUAACAUGCAUUAAUAUUGGGAAAGUGUUGUGUUCUGUUUGACUUAUUGUGUUAAUUUCCUUUUUUGGCAGUCCGACAAGUCCUGCCAUUAUGAUUUUAUGUGAUACAUAAUAUGUGAGUUGUGUUACAGUUGUAGCCCGGGGUUAAUAUUGGAAUGAAGGGGGUGAAAUGCUUUUUUGCUGCAAUUUUUCUUUUUCUCUCACUUUUCUAUAAAACAAGCAUAUGGCUGUUUAGUGAGACAUACUGUACUGGUGUGCCAAUACUCCAGAACUAUUAAUUUGCUUGUGACAGAGAGUGUCUUCCCAUUUUAUCUUUUCAAAAUGUUUGAUUUUUUCCUGUCAUUUUCACACUGAGGUCUUAUUUCAUCAAAUCCACAUGCAACAUAUUAUUUGAAAAGGUUAAAAGUUCAGUUAAUCCUUGAAUAAAAACACACUUCAUUCACUUUAUUGAGACUACACCAUGCACAAGAGGCUGUCCUCAGACUUGUUGCACAAUGAUGAUGUCAGUAGGGUGCACCUCACUCUUCACUUCAGCCAUCGGCUGAUUCUUAUUUGUGAGCAUCUGAUGUUAACUUACUCCACAGUUGGAGAAUCCCCUGCAAUACCUGGCUGUAUUCCUGGAAUAUCAUCUUUAAAGUGGUUAGUCCACUUCAUCUUUGGGGAUUGACCAUCCACCCAUGAGCAGUCAAUUUCAAGCCGACUUGAUUAGAUUUUACAUAAUUCUUUGUUAUUUAAGAAGGGACAAAAAGGUCUAAAUAGGUAAUAUAAUGUUUAUUAAUGGAGGCAAAAUAAUGUUGAUGUGCAAUUUGCAUUUUUCUAGCACUUAUUGCCUCCACUUUCAUUCCACAAGAGAUAAAAAGCAUACCCCGCCUCCAGGUGGAGUAACAAGAGAUUCAGCCGCAAAGUCAAGACCAUUAAACUACCAAAAUGACAUCAUCAAUUCUAUAUUCUAUGAUUCAGUUUUGCUCUGUGUGUAAUAAUGUUUAACAGUGACAAAAAUGGAGAUCUUCAGUGUAAAUAGAAAGAUUUGGUUGUAUUUCUCAAUGUCGCUUUGUUUCAAUAACCGGUACACUAAAAAAGGUAUGGAGGACAAAUAACAGUUUAUUCUUUAAUUCAGUGUUUUCUUGGCAAUAAAUUGAACUGUAGCUAUGUUUUCAUUGUAUCUGAUACGAAUAUAUAGUGCUUUAUUUAAUGUUUCCAUUUGAACUUUAUGACCUUGGUGUUAUAUGUUCUGUCUCUGUGGACAUUUUUAUGGAAAAACAGGAUAUGAGUGCUUACAUCACUGUUGUCUGAGAUAAGUCUAUGAGAAGGUCAAAAAUAAAUGUUCCUUUUCAC